AUGCCAUGUACCGUGCCCAGCCUAUCACCCAAGGAUAUUAAGGACGAACUAGACAUUCUCACGAGCGUGCUUCGACAACAGGGUCAAGUGCUGAGCGACCUCAGUGCUCUCCUUCGAGUUUCCAAGAAAAUAGCCCGGUCACAGCAAUCUGGCCUCUUCAAUAAGGCCGACGAGCACGAACUUCUGGUCGAUCUGGACAUUCUCUAUCUUGACCGCAUGGCACGGCAAGCCAAAAGCGGACGGACGAUCAUGGUGUUUAAUAUUGUGACAACUGUCUUCUUGCCGCUGAGUUUUCUCACGAGUUUCUUUGCAAUUGACAUCAUCGAGUUUCCGCGUCCCGCCGGAAGUGGUCCUGGAGAGUUGCAUCUGGGUUGGGUGCUCCAAAGGAGGUUCAUGAGGAGGCGCAAACGACUCGCACCCUGGUACGACAACGAGUCCAGCACCGGAUUACCCUCGUCGAGUCACAGUGCUCUGGACGAGCUGGAUGCUCGUAAAGAGAGUGUCAUUGAGGAGACACGGGCGUUGCGCCGGAUUAAUUCCAACAGCACCCAGCAUAUCAGCAUGCAGCCGUCGACAAUGGUGCCGGCUCAAAUCCAAGCGGGACAGCAGCCAGUGUCAUCCAGACGAACAGGGACCCGCUUCCCGCGUCGUCUGCGCCAGAUUGGAACAGAAAUGACAGGGAGAUCCGCUGAGACCGAGGAUCUCGAGGUUAACAAUGGAUAUGGCUUGUAA
This is a messenger RNA of Cladophialophora immunda, 732 nucleotides long. RefSeq lists its product as uncharacterized. The record is from RefSeq and is a predicted model, not a curated record. Bases 1 to 732 code for a protein of 243 amino acids. The transcript has 3 exons. NCBI's taxonomy places the organism in Eukaryota, Fungi, Ascomycota, Eurotiomycetes, Chaetothyriales, Herpotrichiellaceae.